AUGCUUAGGUACCGGUACUCUGAAGUCUGGGCCGGUGUGUUGGUAGAAGACCAGGGAACCGCUUCGGCUGGGUUGGAAUUGGUGAGGCUGAGGCACUUGCUGAGUCAUCGGGUGGCAUUACCAGAACCGCCACCAGUCAGCAAUUGUCAUCAGUUAGUGUUGCAGGUGCUGUGCAGUGAGGAUGUGACGAACCACUAUUUGUUUUGUUUGAAUGAAACCUGUCGCCCGGUAACUGAGGCUGACGCUCCAGAUCACCAGCCACAUUUGCAUUUGCUGCGCCCGGCUCCUGCUUCUCUUGACGCUCACAAAUCGAAUGGAAUCCGUGGAAAGCAACAGUGCAUUCAGGGCCAUUCAGGGUUCAAUUCCAGUAAUAACAAGUACCUUUGCGAGUGGAUUUGGGGAAAAGAUACUUUGCGGGCGGCUACCUUCCUGCCCGGUCGUGUCAGUGAAUGGAAGGAAGUGGAUGGCGGCAGCCCGAACCUGACGGGACGGGAAUGGAAACCAUGUGGCUCCUGCCUACCUAAGGUUACCACACGACUCACCCCUUCCCGUCAUUUUUCGCCAGGCCCGACCGCUGACUUCCUUUCUCUCCUUCCUUUCCCUCCCACCCCAUUUCAAUCUCGACAUCAAUCUACCGUCACAUCCACGCUUUCCACGACGCCUGCUGCUGCUGCUGCUGCUGCAUCGACACCGGCUACAUCGAGAAUGCUCUUCGGCUUCGGCAUACAUGUAUAUCAAGUGUCAUACCAACACGGCCUUGGUUCCUUUGGCAUUUCCUCGCACCUCGACACAAAUCACUCCGUUUCGCUUUCUCGGCCGACGCAAACUACAGAAGGCCAGCAGCAACAGCAGCAACACCCACCACCGCCGACCGCUUUCGCUGACUUUUGCCCCUCACAACUACAGAACAUAGCAUUUGCGCUUCGGCGAUCGACCAUCUUCUAG
This is a messenger RNA of Colletotrichum lupini, 945 nucleotides long. RefSeq lists its product as uncharacterized. Bases 1 to 945 code for a protein of 314 amino acids. The transcript is spliced from 6 exons. Lineage: Eukaryota; Fungi; Ascomycota; Sordariomycetes; Glomerellales; Glomerellaceae. The record is from RefSeq and is a predicted model, not a curated record.